Messenger RNA from Helobdella robusta, 204 nucleotides. RefSeq lists its product as hypothetical. Lineage: Eukaryota; Metazoa; Annelida; Clitellata; Rhynchobdellida; Glossiphoniidae. The transcript has a single exon. The record is from RefSeq and is a predicted model, not a curated record. The annotation marks the transcript as partial.
UGGGCUAUGACGGCUGACAACUUAAAAAGGCUGAAACGAACAGAAAUGCAGAUGCUGGGAAGAAUGAUGGGAGUAUCUUUGGGGAAUGGUCUAAGUAAUGAGGUGAUAAAGAAAGGGUUAGGGGUAUAUGAGUUGUUAGAUGUAGUUAGAUGUAUUAGACUGAAAUGGUUCGACCAUGGGGAAAGGAAAGCAAAUGAGGACUGA